AUGGGGCUCUUCAGCAGCCGUCGACAGACGACGACACCCCCACAACCUCCACCGAUGAUCGCGACAGCAUCUCAGCCUCAGUUUAAUGCUACCCCUCCAGCAUACCACUCCAUCCCGGCAUACGGCGACGUUCUAGGAGGUUACAGCCAAGCACAAAACCUGUCACAACAGACAGCCAGUUUCGAGCAAGGGAACUACUCGCCUGGUGCCCAUGCCAUUACCCUUCAACGAUCGAUCGACCAGGACGCUGUGGAUGAACAGUUCAGCAAUAUAAUUGCAGGCAUUGAUGAAGAUAGGUGGAACGAGAACGACGACGAUUUCUCGAUCAUAUUAUCGGAAGAUGCAGGUCAGAGCGCGCCUCGAUCCGUGGAAACAACAAGAGCUGUGACGCAGAACAGAGCAGAACGGAAACGACCACAGCCAAAUCAGCGAUGUACCCAGAAGAUCACGAUAUGGUCCAAGGUUUCCUUUUACAACAACUCGAAGCUACCUUCAGACCUACCUCCGCUGCGCGUGUAUAUUCCCACGUGGCCACUAAUAUGUCUUGCAGCUCAAUAUUCAGCCAACGCGUACAAGUCGUUAAAUUCUUCGAUGGGCAGGGACGCGUUUGUAUCAGCCGAUCCACGUUUGGGCACAAAGGCCAUGGUGAUUAAUUCUGUACCGUGCGACGACAAGAAGACCUUGGUCUUUGCUAUCCGUGGCACGAGUACUCUCAGUCUCAGAGACUGGAACGUGAACUUACAAACUGCCCCUAUAAGUCCAGCCGGAUUCCUCGACGAUGAAGGUAAUCUCUGCCACGCAGGUUUUCUCAAAGUUGCCAAAGCCAUGAUCAAACCAAUCGCAAUGCGACUGAGAAGUCUGCUCGAGGAGAACCCGAGCCGCGCAAGCUGCAGUCUGCUUAUUACUGGCCAUUCUGCUGGUGGCGCUGUUGCUGCUCUACUGUAUUCACACAUGCUCAGCUCGAUACGGAGUGAGCUUAGUAUACUGACUGGUUGCUUCAAGAGGAUACAUUGUGUCACCUUUGGAGCACCGCCAGUCACACUUCUACCACUGGCGAAACCAGAUGUUAAGAAUUUCCAAAAGUCUCUGUUCUUCAGCUUCAUCAAUGAAGGUGAUCCGGUUGUGAGGGCAGAAAAGGCAUAUAUGAGAAGUUUGGUAGACCUGCUUUCAUCGCCACUACCAAUCUCGUCAAAGCCAGAUCAGCGGAUGCGGGUGACUGCUGGCACAACCAUGACGUGUCUGCAGAACUCAAUGUCAAAGCUCGACUUGACAAUACCUAAAAUGGAGCUCACCAAUCCUUGCAGCCAGGCUGUGGCUAAUAGGCUAGUGAACAAAUGCAGUCUCUUAGGCUACUUACAGCAAGACACCAGUGUGAAACCAUCAGCACAAUUCCAGCAGCAGCUAAGCACACGUCCGCAGCCAAACAUCUGGUUAGUGCCCCAGGCGACAUUGUCCAAUGCAGGAAGACUAGUCUUGAUGCGUGCUCCUGCUCAGCCAUCCUCGUCAGGCGAAAAGAGCAGUUCGGCUAUGCAAAGAGUAACUUCUCAGAGAUGGGAGAAAGACAAUCUCAGCAAGGUAACAGUCCAUACUGUCACCGAUGCACAGUUAAGGAACGUUGUUUUUGGGGAUCCAGCAAUGCACGCUAUGGAAGUGUAUCUUAGACGUGUUGAUAUGCUGGCAUUGAAGGCCGUGACGGCUCGUGGCUAA
Messenger RNA from Lithohypha guttulata, 1707 nucleotides. RefSeq lists its product as uncharacterized. The record is from RefSeq and is a predicted model, not a curated record. Bases 1 to 1707 code for a protein of 568 amino acids. Lineage: Eukaryota; Fungi; Ascomycota; Eurotiomycetes; Chaetothyriales; Trichomeriaceae. Gene Ontology annotation, biological process: lipid metabolic process. The transcript has a single exon.